CUGAAUUCUGCGAAACUAAGGCUAAAACCCCGAUAAGACGCUUUUCCUGCGACACUUGAAAUGUCUGGCGGGUAAACCUCUCGAAAAUAUAGUUGAAGGCCUCACCUCUCAAAAUGGCAUUACUGACACAACAAGCUGAAGAGGAUGAGCAUUAUAUACUAGUGGCAAAGAUGGACAACGCGAGAACAAUGUCAAACAUACUAAAGGCGAUUCAUUUUAAAGAGACUGCCACAGUGUUUGCCAGUGAAAGGGGGUUGAAAGUAACCGUUGAAGAUGCAAAGUGUGUUCAGGCUAAUGCAUUUCUGCAAGCAGAAGUAUUUCAAGAAUUUAUCAUCAAAGAGGAACAAGCAACAUUCAAAAUCAACUUGACAGUACUAUUGGACUGUUUGAAUAUAUUUGGAAGCAGUAGCAACCCUGGUGUGACAGCAGCUUUGAAGAUGUGUUAUGGUGGAUAUGGGUCACCUCUGAAGCUAAUGCUGGAAGAGGAAGGAGUUCUUACAGACUGCAGUAUCAAGACUUUGGAACCAGAUGACACCCUUGAUUUUAACUUUUCCAGUGCUAAUGUCAUCAACAAAAUCAUUAUGAAAUCUGAGUGUCUUAAAGAAGCAUUCAAUGAACUGGACAUGACCAGUGAAGUUUUACAGAUAGUGAUGUCACCUGACAGACCUUACUUCAGACUGUCCACAUUUGGAAAUGCAGGGAGUACACAUUCUGACUUUUCCAAGGAUUCAGAUAUGAUGGAAGCAUUUAACUGCGCACAAACCCAGACAAACAGGUACAAGGUUUCUUUAAUCAAACCCUCCGUGAAAGCUCUGGCGUCUUCUGUGCGUGUCUCCAUUAGAACUGAUAACAGAGGGUUCCUGUCACUGCAAUUUAUGAUCAAGCUUGAUGAUGGCCAAGUGUGCUUUGUUGAGUAUUAUUGUGUGCCUGAUGAAGAUCUAGCAGAGGAGUAUGAUGACUGACUUCAACUCAGUUUGAGGGGGAAAAGAUUAAUUUAAGUUGUCAAAAGUUGAAUAAGUGGAGUAUGCAGAUGGAGACAUAAUUGGAAAACUGUCAAACAUAUUGUGUCAGCCAGAGAGUUUCAGGUUUAGUCAGCGAAGUCUGGGAUUUUUGUGUUUAGAGCACCCCAAUAUAACUCCAAGGGCUUACAACAUUCAAGCUGCCAACCAGACACUUCCACAUCCAGUCCUGGUUCUAAUUUAUUUUCCAUGGCAUGAAAGGUCAAUGUGUCAUGCUAUCCUCUGAGCUGCUUAAGAACGUUAUUUGAUCAACGAACUUGUACUCCAUUAUCAUUAGCCUUGCCUACUGCAAGUAUGCUUUUGAUAGGACAAAAUGCAUUGAGCACAAACACACUUGUUACUUUAUGAUUUAAUAACAAGACCUUCGUGUUAACCUGCCAAAGUGGGAGUGAUAUGCAGGAUUUUCUUCUCAAAUGGGAAGUGAUUAGGAACUGCAUUUAAUAGGGAUUGAUUACUCUGAAUUAUUGCUUUAUUACUGCGGCACUCCAAGGGUUUGUUGCAUUUAUUGCAUUUGUUUCCAUCCAACCAAAUACAUGUACUAAAUGUCCUCAGUACCAGUUCUCUACAUUCACUUAACCUUUUUCACCUAAAAUGAUCAGAAAAUAACUAAGAAUGUUUUAGUAUUGUACUCUGCCACUGCUGCGCCUAACCUAGCUGUAGGUACCGGUUCAUAACAGGAGGUGGCUGCUCCCCUCACAUUGUGCAGUUUAUUCAAGAUAUCGCAUUUAACAUUAUAGAUCUAACUGAAUAGUCCUAAAGGAAGAAAUAUCACGUUUUUACGAAUGCAAGCUAGGGUUACAACGCUAUGGUUAUACGGAAAGUGGACACUUAAUCGGGUCAUUUUGAACUAUCUCGAGCAAUGCAAGUAAAAUAUUCGAAGAACAAAAAAAAAAAGGACAACAAGAGCCAGUAUCCAGACUAAUCAAGCGAAUAGUUGUAUAAUUUGAUUUUUAUUUGUUGCAAGUCCGAAACUGGGAGAUUGUCUGCACAAGUAUCGAGAUUUGAUUUAAGUAAAUAGAAAUUUUUUGUACUUGACGUCACUCGAUCAAAAUCACUGAAGUUAGCUAAUGUUAUUACCGAGAUUUUACUAACUCCAAGCCUCGAUGAGUCCUAGAAUUGAGCGGAAUCUUAUGCGAUUUGGCAGUAUUGAUAUUAUUAAGGAAACGGAUAUCGAUAAUUAUUUAAUGAAAUAUCCACCAGGUACAACUGAUUGGAUGAUUAACAGACGCAAAAUACUAUUAACCACAAUUGAU
Lingula anatina is the source of this 2272-nucleotide messenger RNA. Its product is annotated as cell cycle checkpoint protein RAD1. Gene Ontology annotation, cellular component: nucleus; checkpoint clamp complex. NCBI's taxonomy places the organism in Eukaryota, Metazoa, Brachiopoda, Lingulata, Lingulida, Lingulidae. Gene Ontology annotation, biological process: DNA damage checkpoint signaling; DNA repair. The record is from RefSeq and is a predicted model, not a curated record.